AUUCAAACCACACAUUAAAAAACACCCAAAAGUCAGAAGUUUCUAGAGUCUCACAAACAUUUAAAAUUCAAACAACCAUACAAUGGUGGAUACAGGUGGUGUCAGAGGCAAGUGUUUUACGGCGGGUAGAAACGCUAUAGCAAAACCUUGCGAUCUUUGCAAAGAUGCUAUAGCUUUGCUGUUCUGCCGUAAACAUAGCAACUUUUUGUGUAUGUCAUGCGACUCCAAGUUACAUGACAACACAAAACACGAACGUGAGUGGUUGUGCGAAGUAUGUGAGCAAGCGCCGGCCAGUGUCAGCUGUAAAGCUGACAUGGCCGCGCUGUGUAUCACAUGCGAUAAAGACAUACACUCGGUGAACCCGCUAGCUAGCCGUCACGAGCGGAUUCCCGUGGUCCCGUUUUAUGAUUCCGCUGAAUCCGUUGUGAAUUGUACUACCUCGCUUGCUAGCUUGAUAGACCCGGUUUCUUGUUAUGGAACAAGUGAAUUAACUUCAUACGAAUUAGCCGAAGUAGUGAAGCCUAUAGAUUUGUACACUGCGGAUAUACCUUUUUUUGAUUUCGGUUUUGCGAUUCCAUCAGAUGUCGUCACAACACUUGAUACUCAUUUACAUGAUCAUUCUGUUAGUGAUUGUAUGGUUCCGAUCGAAGCCACGACGACACAAGUCGUGCAACAUAAAUCGCCAUACGAAUUCAAUCUCACCAAAUCAGUUAGUUCCAAUUCUUACAACAAAAGUGGGUCUCAAUCGCAUAGCCAUAGUGUUUGUACAUCUUCAAUAGAACCCGGAGUUAUACCCGAAGAGAAUUCGAUGUUAGAGAUAUCAGCACAACCAUUAAUUAUACCGGUAAAUGUUGGGGGAACAAAUAUUGUGCCAAAAGCAAGGCAGUUAUGUGCAGUUGAUAGGGAGGCAAGGGUUUUAAGGUAUAGAGAGAAGAGGAAGAAUAGAAAGUUUGAGAAGAAAAUUCGAUAUGCUUCACGAAAGGCGUAUGCUGAGAAACGACCAAGGAUCAAAGGCCGGUUUGUUAAGCGAUCCGAGUUAAGGAUGGAGUUAGAUGUUGAUAGGUGGUUGUUCAAUCCGGAGGCUAAUAUUAGUAGUUAUGGUCCAGGGGUUGAUCAAUAUGGUGUGGUUCCUUCAUUUUGAAGCUGAAGGAUGUUUGUGUUAUUUGUAUAUGUAAUUAAGUAUAUAACAACUUUACAGUCGGUUGGUCAUUAGAAGAAGAUAAUUAAAUUUGUUUCAAUA
Messenger RNA from Erigeron canadensis, 1240 nucleotides. RefSeq names its product zinc finger protein CONSTANS-LIKE 5-like. Gene Ontology annotation, cellular component: nucleus. The record is from RefSeq and is a predicted model, not a curated record. Gene Ontology annotation, biological process: regulation of photoperiodism, flowering; regulation of flower development. Lineage: Eukaryota; Viridiplantae; Streptophyta; Magnoliopsida; Asterales; Asteraceae. Gene Ontology annotation, molecular function: protein binding; zinc ion binding. The coding region runs from base 83 to 1141 and encodes 352 amino acids. The transcript is spliced from 2 exons.